AUGUCUUUCUUCAGCAAAUUCAAAGACACCAUCCGCGGCAAGAAGAAGGAGAAGAAAGUCAAGACGGCAAAGACGGACGAAACAGCUCCUACCGCACCCGCUGGCGACGUUCACAUCCUGCCUGUUCCCGGAAACGAGAAUCAUCCUCCCGAGUCUGGUGGUGGACUAAACUCGAACCCGCAGCAAGCCGUCUUGAGCGGCGCAGGUCCGCAGAUCCUUACUCCGGAGCAAGCUGCCGCGCUCGAGCCUCCAAAGACCCGUGAAGAAUUGCAUGCACGUGCCGAAGCACUCAAUGCAUAA
Serendipita indica DSM 11827 is the source of this 300-nucleotide messenger RNA. The record is from the annotation of a GenBank genome assembly. NCBI's taxonomy places the organism in Eukaryota, Fungi, Basidiomycota, Agaricomycetes, Sebacinales, Serendipitaceae.